Brachypodium distachyon (stiff brome) is the source of this 2123-nucleotide messenger RNA. Its product is annotated as glutathione synthetase, chloroplastic. Gene Ontology annotation, molecular function: glutathione synthase activity; ATP binding; glutathione binding. The coding region runs from base 76 to 1677 and encodes 533 amino acids. The record is from RefSeq and is a predicted model, not a curated record. Gene Ontology annotation, biological process: glutathione biosynthetic process. Gene Ontology annotation, cellular component: cytosol. The transcript has 13 exons. Lineage: Eukaryota; Viridiplantae; Streptophyta; Magnoliopsida; Poales; Poaceae.
UCUCUCUUCCCUGACCACGAACCCGAACAAAUUGCAGAAAACACCUCCGGACUUUCCCGAGCUUUUUUCCUCGCCAUGCCCUCCUCCUGCGUCUCCUCCCCCUCCUCCUCUCACCGCCACCAAUGCGUCGGCCGCCUCCUCGCUCCCCCCGUCCCGCGGGCGAGCCUCGCCGCCGUGCGGCCCUCUCUACGCCGAAGCUUCGUGUCCCUGAGGGCGACGAGCACCGAGGCCGCGGCGGGCCCGGACGUGGCGCCGACAGGGGAUGCUGGGAAGGCGGCGGCGGUGCGGGCGGAGAUGGCGGAGGCGGCGGCCGUUUGGUGCGCCUUGCACGGGCUCGUCGUCGGCGACCGCGCCGACCCGAGAUCGGGAACAGUCCCAGGUGUCGGCCUGGUUCAUGCUCCAUUUUCGCUACUUCCGGCACGUUUUCCAUCAUCUUUUUGGAAGCAAGCAUGCGAACUGGCUCCUAUUUUCAAUGAGCUCGUGGACCGUGUGAGCUUGGAUGGGGAGUUCUUACAAAGUUCUUUGUCUAGAACAAGGCAGGUUGACGAUUUCACUGCUAGGCUGUUGGAAAUUCAUGCAAAGAUGAUGGCAGUAAACAAGAAGGAGGACAUCCGCUUAGGGUUGCACCGAUCUGACUACAUGCUGGAUUCUGAAACAAAUUCACUUCUUCAAAUUGAGCUCAACACUAUCUCAACCUCAUUUCCUGGUCUUGGCUCCCUUGUUAGCAAACUUCACAGGAGCUUACUUAAUCGAUAUGGUGAAGUGUUAGGUCUUGAUUCUGAAAGGAUUCCCCCAAAUUGGGCAGCCAGUCAAUUUGCUGAAGCAUUGUACAAAGCAUGGGCUGAGUAUCAUCAUGACAGUGCUGUAGUUAUGAUGGUUGUUCAACCUGAAGAAAGAAAUAUGUACGAUCAAUACUGGCUCGUCAAUCAUUUGAAGGAAUCGCAUGGUGUGACGGCUAUUAGGAAAACUUUGGCACAGGUGGAGGCCGAAGGGCAGGUGCUCCCGGAUGGAACGCUUGUGGUAGAUGGUCGGCGUGUUGCUGUUGUGUACUUUAGAGCUGGGUAUGCGCCAAACGAUUACCCUUCAGAAGUGGAAUGGAGUGGAAGGCUUUUGAUUGAAGAGUCAUCCGCUAUUAAGUGCCCUUCGAUAUCCUACCACUUAGUGGGAACGAAAAAGAUCCAGCAAGAACUAGCAAAGCCUAAUGUUCUUGAAAGAUUUGUUGACAACAAGACACACAUUGCCAAGCUACGGAAAUGUUUCGCAGGGUUAUGGAGCUUGGACAAUGAUGAAAUAGUGAAAUCAGCAAUAGAAAAACCUGACUUGUUUGUCCUUAAACCUCAGCGAGAAGGUGGAGGGAACAACUUGUAUGGUCAUGAUUUGAGAGAAACGCUGAUCAGAUUGCAGAAGGAACAGGGAGAGGCACUUGCGGCCUACAUUUUGAUGCAGCGGAUUUUUCCCAGAGCUUCUCUUACUCAGCUUGUCCAGGGCGGUGUUUGCUUUGAGGACCUUACAAUCUCUGAGCUUGGAAUAUUCGGAGCUUACCUGCGGAACAAAGACAAUAUAGUCAUAAAUGAUCAGUGUGGUUACUUAAUGCGCACAAAAGUUUCUUCAUCAAACGAAGGUGGAGUUGCUGCAGGAUUUGCUGUUCUGGACAGCAUUAUCCUCACAGAUGAGUGAUGCAGGAAGGCAGCAGAGUUACAACUUACAAGUGACAGCAGGCACUGUUCUAGGAAUGAAUCUGACAGCAAAAAGGUUGCAGUGUCGAAAUUGUGUAGGAGCAUCUGUUCCUUUUGGCAUUGGAAACAAUGUGGAUAGCUUAGAAAAUAACCAAUUGCAUGCGCAACUUUGCCACACAUGAGAUGAGGAUGCAACACGGAUUACAAUUGGUUUAGCCCUUGGAAAGGGAGGAUAAUUGGAUAAAUUAGGUUGCAUGUGUUACUGUAUUCAGCUACAAAUGGUGGUCAGGUUCAGGGAUAGAGACCAUUGUUUCACUGGAAUGAUGUAGAUGUAAAAUAAAAACCCUGUUGGCAGGUGAGCCUGCCAACCUCAUUUCUCCCGCACUUCAAACAUGAUCAUAUGAUGAAUGUGAUGUUCUGCCUGGUUGUUGGUGCAGGAGUUCAGUA